ACUAAUUUUUGCAAUAAUGGAGAAAACCUUCACAUUUUUUCUUGCAACACUUUUCUUGCUUCUGGCUAGUUCAGUCAUGACCCAAACCAACAUUACUACAGAUUAAUUAGCUCUUCUGUCUUUAAAAUUCCAAAUCAUUUCCGACCCCUUUCACUUUUUGGAUGAAAGUUGGUCUCCCACUACGUCCGUUUGUCAUUGGUUUGGAGUCACUUGUGGCUCUCGUCGCCAACGAGUGAAGGCCUUGAAUCUUUCUAACAUGGCUCUUACAGGCAAGAUUCCCCGUGAAUUUUGAAACCUCUCAUUUCUUGUUUCUCUCGACUUGCGAAGCAACAAUUUCCAUGGAAAUUUGCCUCAAGAAAUGGCACGUUUGCGUCGGCUUAAGUUUCUUAGAUUAAGUGUCAACAAUUUCAGCGGAAAGGUUCCUUCUUUGUUUGGUUUUUUACACCAACUUCAAUUUCUAAGUCUUAGGAAUAAAAGUUUCACUGAUUACAUCGUUUCUUCAUUUUCUAAUAUGUCUAUGCUUGAGAUUUUAUAUCUAGAUUUCAAUUCCAUAGAGAGCCAACUACCAAAAGUGAUUGGAAACCUUAUAAACCUUAGAGAACUAAGCUUUUAUGGAAACAAUCUCAUAGGCUCUAUUCCUCCAUCAAUCUCGAAUGCCUCAAGGUUGGAGACUUUGGAGAUAUCUGAUAAUUCACUUCAAGGAAACAAUCCAGAAGGAAUCGGCAAUCUUCACAACAUGAAAGUGCUAUCCAUACAAGCUAAUCAACUUACGGGUUCUAUACCAUUUACAAUUUUCAAUAUCUCAAGAAUCGAAGUCAUUGCAUUUGCAGGCAAUAGCUUAUCAGGAAGUCUUCCCAAUGGUUUAUGCAAUGGUCUCCCAAUACUCAAAGGGCUUUAUUUAUCGAGAAACAAGUUUCAUGGUCAUAUUCCUGCAAGCUUAUCAAAUUGUUCACAACUUCAAAUAUUGUCUUCAUCAUAUAAUGAUUUAACAGGUAUGUUUUUAUCUUAUGAGUGUUUAUAUCUAAUUGCUUCAGAAUUUUAUUUUAUUACACAGUAAUUGCAGGGAUAAUUUCAGUUAUUGAAUAAUUGAGGUAUCUAAGUUUGGUGAUAUUAUGCAUGGCUCUAUUCAAAUAUGUUUAUCUCCUAUACGUAUCUUUUCUCUUUUUUCUUUUAAUACUUUUGUAUCACCAACAACAUGAAAGUUAAAAUCUUAGUGGAUUCUUACCACAGGAGAUUGACAACUUAAACAAGACUCAAUUCUUAUAUCUUAACAAAAAUAGAUUGAACCAACUCACUAGUAAUCCACUAUAUGAGUUUCCAGGUGAAAUACCCAAAGAGAUAAGCAAUCUCAUUGAAUUGGAGGUAAUUAUUCUUGAGAAUAAUAGAUUCAGUGGUCCACUUCCAAUGGAGAUCUUCAACAUAUCAGGACUGAGAAAAAUUGAUCUUUCAUUCAACAAUCUAUCAGGAAGCCUCCCACCAAACAUGUGUUCUAUCUUCCUUAACCAAUCUUGUUGGGACUAUUCCUAAUUCCAUCUCAAAUUGUUCAAAACUUACUGAUCUAGAGCUUACUCACAACCAACUCACUGUCUUGAUUCCAAAUUCUAUUGGAUAUUCGACUCAUCUACAGUAUCUAAAUUUAGCGGGAAACAAUUUAACCAACGACUCAUCAUUAAGUUUCCUGACUUCCUUAACCAAUAGCACAAAUUUAACAGUUCUUGAUAUAUCUUUAAACCCUCUAAACAGCAUGCUUCCAGUCUCUGUAGGGAACUUUUCUACGUCUCUUAUAAAAUUUUACACCAGUGGUUGCAAGAUCAAAGGCUGAAUUCCUAAUGAUUUUGGGAACUUAAGCAGCGAAUUAUUCCUUGAUCUUACUGGAAAUAAUUUGGUUGGAUUGAUUCCCACAUCAAUUGGAAACAUGAGAAAGCUUCAGUGCUUUGAUUUAACUAACAACAAAUUAACAGGAUUUAUUGGAGAUCAUAUAUGUAAUUUGCAGCAUUUGGGUGAUAUUUACUUGGGUCAAAAUCAACUUUCAGGAUCUCUUCCUUAUUGUUUAGGGAAUAUUACUUCCCUUAGGGAGAUACAUCUCAGUUCCAACAAAUUGAGUUCCAAUAUACCACCAAGCUUAGGGAACCUUCACAAUCUGGUGGUUCUUGACUUAUCCUCAAACAACAUGGUGGGUUCUUUACCUCCAGAAAUUGGAAAUCUAAAGGCUACCACACUGAUAGAUCUGUCAAUGAAUCAAUUCUCAAAUGAAAUUCCUAGAGAAAUUGGAGGCUUGCAAAAUCUGGCAAACCUUUCUUUGAGACAAAACAAGUUACAAGGAGCUAUACCUGACUCAAUGAGCAACAUAAUAGGUUUGGAAUUCCUAGACCUUUCUCACAAUAAUAUAUCUGGAAUUAUUCCUAAGUCUUUGGAGAAACUUCAAACUUGAAGUAUUUCAAUAUUUCUGUCAACAAAUUGUAUGGUGAAAUACCCUUGGGGGGGUCCUUUCAAAAACCUCUCGAGUCAGUUUUUCAUCUACAAUGAAGCAUUGUGUGGUUCUUCAAGAUUUAGUGUCCCGCCAGGCCACACUUCAUCAAAGCACAGAUCAAAUAGGAAAAAAUUGCUAGUUCUUUCUCUUUUGCUUGUAAUUGCAAUUGUAUUUGUUCCUAUGACCUUUAUGCUCCUAUGGAUAAGGUAUAUAAGAGGUAAGAGAGCUCCUCCACAAGCUGAGUCAUUGUCUACUGUAACAAGAGAAAGAAUUUCAUACAAUGAAUUGCUCCAAGCAACUGAUGGGCUUAGCGAGAGUAAUCUGAUUGGUUCUGGAAGUUUUGGCGCUGUUUACAAAGGUGUUUUCAGAAGUGGAACUGCCAUUGCAGUUAAAGUGUUCAACCUGCAACUGGAUGUGGCAUUCAAGAGUUUUGAUACGGAAUGUGAAGUUUUGUGCAGCCUUCGCCAUAGGAAUCUCGUAAAAAUCAUUACUAGUUGUUCCAAUCCUGAUUUCAAGGCUUUAGUUCUCGAGUAUAUCCCUAAUGGAAGUCUUGAGAAGUAUUUGUAUUCGCACAACUACUUCCUUGAUACCAAGCAGAGACUAAGCAUAAUGAUAGAUGUGGCAUGUGCUUUGGAAUAUCUUCACCAUGGAUGCUUGUUGCCUGUGAUUCCCUGUGACGUGAAGCCUAGUAACUUCUUUCUGGAUGAAGAUAUGGUUGCCCACCUCAGCGACUUUGGCAUUUCAAAACUGCUUGGUGAAGAUCAGGAUGAUUUGUACACUAGAACCUUAGCAACAUUGGGGUAUAUUGCGCCAGAGUAUGGACUGGAUGGAAUAGUCUCUACAAAGUGUGACAUCUAUAGUUACGGGAUCAUGUUGCUGGAAACGUUAACCAGGAGAUAGCCUAAUGGGUUUGAGGGUGACCUUAGCUUGAAGCAAUGGGUGAGUUAUUCACUCCCAGAGGCAGUAAUGGACGUCGUAGAUGUCAACUUGGUAACACCAAUGGGUAAUCGCCUACAGAAGGAGCUAGAUGUUGUGGCUUCGAUCAUGAAAGUAGCAUCAGAUUGUUGCGCUGAAUCUCCGACAAGAAGGACAAACAUGAAAGAUGUUGUAGGGAUGCUGCAGAAGAUCAAGAUUCAACUCCUUGCAUGUUGAGAAUGUUUUUGGAAUCUGUUGUUCCGAUCACAUGAUUGUUGUGCAUGAUUCUGUUUUCAGAACUGCUAGAUGGUUGCAAUAACCCUCACUGUUUCCUCUUAAUAUUAUUGUUUGAAAGGUGUUAAUUCCUCUUAAUAUUAUUCAAAUUUAUUGCUUUCAGGUAUGCUAGAUGGUUACAAUAAAUCUCACUGUUUGACUGUACAAAGGGCACAAAAUCAUAGAACUAUAACAUAUUCAUGAGGAAA
Molecule: messenger RNA, 3867 nt
Organism: Capsicum annuum
Lineage: Eukaryota; Viridiplantae; Streptophyta; Magnoliopsida; Solanales; Solanaceae
Product: probable LRR receptor-like serine/threonine-protein kinase At3g47570
Exons: 2
Coding region: 2462-3370 (302 amino acids)
Biological process (GO): protein phosphorylation
Molecular function (GO): protein kinase activity; ATP binding
Source: RefSeq, a predicted model, not a curated record